This is a messenger RNA of Eublepharis macularius, 3489 nucleotides long. Its product is annotated as zinc finger protein 420-like. Gene Ontology annotation, molecular function: DNA-binding transcription factor activity; RNA polymerase II cis-regulatory region sequence-specific DNA binding. The annotation marks the transcript as partial. Gene Ontology annotation, biological process: regulation of transcription by RNA polymerase II. The transcript is spliced from 10 exons. The record is from RefSeq and is a predicted model, not a curated record. Lineage: Eukaryota; Metazoa; Chordata; Lepidosauria; Squamata; Eublepharidae.
CCUUGCUAAGCGCCUCUGAGUUCACGUGACCCGUGGGGCUAUUUUGGCAGCUGCAAAAGGACACCCGUGAUGCCUUCUCUGCCAUCUCCUACAUGUGGUGAAGGGAAAAGAGCAGCCAUGCAGCCAGCUCAGGGAUGGGUGUCCUUUGAAGAGGUGGCUGUGCAUUUCUCCCAGGGGGAGUGGGCCCUGCUGCGCCCAACCCAAAGAGCUCUCUACAAGGAGGUCAUGCUGGAGAAUUUUGGCCAUGUGGCCUCUCUGGAGCCUCAGAUUGCUGAACUUGAGCUCAUUUCGUGGCUGGAAGAAGAGAUGUUUCUGAAGUUCUCCGGUGAAGAGACAGGAUCGUCAGCUAGCUGCUCAGGCAGCAGUGGAAAGACACCCUUGAUGCCUUCUCUGGUAUCUCCUCUGCGUGGGGAAGGGAAAACAUCCACCAAGCAGUCUGCUCAGGAUUCAGUGUCCUUUGAAGAGGUGGCUGUGUAUUUCUCCCAGGGGGAGUGGAGCCUGCUGCGCCCAGCCCAGAGAGCUCUCUACAAGGAGGUCAUGCUGGAGAAUUUUGGCCAUGUGGCCUCCCUGGGACUUGAGAUUGCCAAAGCUGACCUCAUAUCCUGGCUGGAAGAAGGGCAAGAGCUGUUUCUCUGUGACUCUGAUGAAGAGAAAGGAGUGGCAGGAAGUGGUAUGUGGGAAUCAGUGAAGGAAAAAAAGGAACAUCCAGUGAUGGAGAAUAGUGAUACAAAUUCCAAUGUGAAUGGGAACGUUGAAUAUUGUGAUACCCUGAGGAAAGAGGAGAUAAAAGAUCCAUCCAUAGGAAGAAAAAAUUCUGGUCUUUUAAAGGGUGGAGACUCUCAUGAAAUUCCAUUCACUCCAAAAAUACACAAAGACGAUAACAGGAAUAAGUGCCUUGCCUGUGAUAAAAACAUUCAUGAAACUACAGACAUUAAUAUACACAACAGAAAAAAAAAACAUAAAUGCCUGACGUGUGGUAAAAGCCAUGGAAAGAAAUCUAGCCCAACAUUCCAUCAACAAAUUUGUGCAUGGGAAAAUCCCUAUAAAUGCCUGGAGUGUGGAAAUAGCUUCAGUGAAAGUGGAAAACUUAAUUUUCACAAAAGAAUUCACACCGGGGAGAAACUGUUCAAAUGCCUGGAAUGUGAAAAAAGCUUUGUGUGGAAAGAUUCCAUUAUUACCCACCAAAGAAUUUGCACAGGGGAAAAGAAAUAUAAAUGCCUAGAGUGUGGAAAAAGUUUCAGUCAAAGUGGAAACCUUAUUUCCCAUCAAAGAAUUCACAGUGGAGAGAAGAAAUACAAAUGUCUGGAAUGUGGAAAAAGCUUCUGUUGGCAGUGCAGCCUUACUUCCCAUCAAAGAAUUCAUACAGGGGAAAAGAAAUACAAAUGUCAGGAGUGUGGGAAAAGCUUCCGUUACAGUUCACAUCUUACUUCUCAUCAGAGAAUUCACACAGGGGAGAAACCAUAUGAAUGCCUGGAGUGUGGAAAAAACUUUAGACGGUGGCAUCACUUUACUUCCCAUCAACGAAUUCACACAGGGGAGAAACCAUAUAAAUGCCUGCAGUGUGGAAAGAGCUUUAGUCAGAAUGGAAGCCUUACUUCCCAUCAAAGAAUUCACACAGAAGAGAAACAAUAUAAAUGUCUGGAAUGUGGAAAAAGCUUCCGUUGGAAGAGCAGCCUUACUUACCAUCAAAGAAUUCACACAGGAGAGAAACCACAUGAAUGCCUGGAGUGUGGAAAAAGCUUCAGUCGGAUGCAUUAUCUUACUUACCAUCAAAGAAUUCACACGGGGGAAAAGAAAUUUAAAUGUCUGGAGUGUGGAAAAAGCUUCCGUUACAGUUCAAGCCUUACUUCCCAUCAACGAAUUCACACAGGGGAGAAACCAUACAAAUGCCUAGUGUGCAAAAAAUGCUUUGGUGAUAGCGGAAGCCUUAAAAAACAUCAAAGAAUUCACACAGGGGAACAACCAUUUAAGUGCCUGGACUGUGGGAAAUGUUUCCGUUACAGUGUAAAUCUUACUUGUCAUCAAAGAAUUCACACAGGAGAGAAACCAUAUGAAUGCCUGGAGUGUGGGAAAAGCUUCCGUUAUAGGCAUCACUUUACUUCCCAUCAACGAAUUCACACAGGGCAGAGAAAAGAAGGCGGCCUUUGGCUUGCCCGCGGCAGCGUCUGCUCCGUCGCGGAGGUGGCUUUGCAGCGCGAGGAGGAGAAGAAGGCGGACCCUGGGCGCUGGAGGCGGCAAGGAAAGGCAGAGGCGAAGACAGGGAGUAUUCAUACAGGCGAGAAACCAUUUCAAUGCCUGGAGUGUGGAAAAAGCUUCUCUUAUAGCUCAAACCUUACUUCCCAUCAAAACAUCAACACAGGAGAGAAACCAUAUAAAUGCCUGGAGUAUGGAAAAAGCUUCAGUCAGAGUGGAAGCCUUAAAAAACAUCAAAGAAUUCAUACAGGGGAGAAACCCUAUAAAUGCUGGGAGUGUGGAAAAAGCUUCAGUGAGAGUGGACACUUUAUUUCCCAUCAAAGCAUUCACACAGGGAAGAAACCAUUUCAAUGCCUGGAAUGUGGAAAAAGCUUCAGUCACAAUGGAAGUCUUAAAAUUCAUCAAAGAAUUCAUACAGGCGAGAAACCACAUAAAUGCCUGGAAUGUGGAAAGACCUUCACUAAGUGUGGAAGUCUUACUUCCCAUCAAAGAAUUCACACAGCAGAAAAGCCAUAUAAAUGCCUGGAGUGUGGAAAAAGUUUCAGUCAGAGUGGAAGCCUUAAAAAACAUCAAAUAAUUCAUACCGGGGAGAAAGCCUAUAAAUGCCGGGAGUGUGGAAAAUGCUUCCAUUAUAGUUCAACCCUUACUUCCCAUCAAAACAUUCACACAGGGAAGAAACCAUAUAAAUGCCUGGAGUGUGAAAAAAGCUUCAGUCUGAGCGGAAGCCUUAAAAAACAUCAAAUAAUUCAUACAGGGGAGAAACCCUAUAAAUGCCGGGAGUGUGGAAAAAGCUUCAGCGAGAGAGGACACUUUGCUUCCCAUCAAAGCAUUCACACAGGGAAGAAACCAUUUCAAUGCCUGGAGUGUGGAAAAAGCUUCAGUCGCAGUGGAAGCCUUAAAAUACAUCAAAGAAUUCAUAUAGGUGAGAAACCACAUAAAUGCCUGGAAUGUGGAAAGACCUUCACUAAGUGUGGAAGUCUUACUUCCCAUCAAAGAAUUCACACAGCGGAAAAGCCAUAUAAAUGCCUGGAGUGUGGAAAAAGCUUCAAUCACAGUGGAAACCGUAAAGUACAUCAAAGAAUUCAUACAGGGGAGAAACCCUAUAAGUGCUGGGAGUGUGGGAAAAGCUUCAGUGAGAGUGGAAACCUUAAAAAACAUCAACGAAUUCACACAAGGGAGAAACGAUAUAAAUGCCUGGAGUAUGGAAAAAGCUUCAGUCAGAGUGGAAGCCUUAAAAAACAUCAAAGAAUUCAUACAGGGGAGAAACCCUAUAAGUGCUGGGAGUGUGGGAAAAGC